Molecule: messenger RNA, 2346 nt
Organism: Purpureocillium lilacinum
Lineage: Eukaryota; Fungi; Ascomycota; Sordariomycetes; Hypocreales; Ophiocordycipitaceae
Source: RefSeq, a predicted model, not a curated record
AUGGACGACUCACUCGACCCAGCGGAGUUGUUCAAGGCGGAGGUUCGACGCAAAGCCCAGGCGGACGGCCUCUCCGCCGAUGAGGCCGAGGUGCUCGCCAGCGUCGCGCUCGACGUGCUCCGCGUCAAGGCCGCGAGCAAGAGGCCCGGCUCGCCCGUGACGAAGACGGAACUGGCCGACGCCGUCAAGCAGCACGCCGUCGAGGAGGUGGAGAAGAGCAACGCCCGGAAGGAGAAGCUCCUGGAGGAGGGACUGAACCUCAUCGGGGCUAUGACCCAGGAGGAACUUGACGAGUUUAUGGAGAACAACACGGAUGAGUAUAGCGACGAUUACUACGACUACGAAGAAAGUGAAGACGACCGAGAGGGACAUGUGGUGGGGACGGAGGAGUGUGGAGUCCUUGGUCGUCAGGCGAAGCGGUUCGUGUUCGAGGCGGACGGUCUCGAGGAGGUUUUUGGCGAGGAGGAAGAGAAACCCUAUGACUUGUGCGCCGACAUGGCCAGCUUGCGCCUCAGCAUGUGUCGCGAUGGCAUGGACCUCAUCACCGCUCUCUGCCAGAGCGUCGAGCUCACCGUCGAGAUCGCCAAGCACCUCCGUCCCGAGGACCUCCUCACGCUCUACUCGACCAGCCGCGCAUUCUAUCAGACCUUCAACGGACACGCUCUCUCCGUCAUCCGACAGAUCAUCGCGCACAAGGCCCCCGAGGCCGGGCGAGUCUUCGCCUUCAACAUGUACCGCCGACAUCUCGUCAUCGACCCCGCCGGCCGCGUCUGGGGCUAUCAGAUGUCCGAGGCCGAGCGCUAUGCCAACAACAUCAAGUCCAAGAAGGUCAGGACGGUUCCCGGAAUGCGGUACCUCCAGCUCGUGCUCACGCGCGACCGCUGCUGCCGCGAGAUCCUCGCCAUGCUGGCCCGCAUGGGGCACCGCACCCCCCGCGGGACGCUCGACGCGCUGCUGCGCAUGUGGCUUACCAUGGAGGUCGGCCUCACGUCGCAGCGGGAGGCCAUGAUGCGCAGCAAGCUCCUCUGGCGCAACAGGGACCUCUUCAACGCGCAGCUCUUCUUCGUCAAGCUGACCAUGCUCUCCAACGAGCCCUCCUUCGGCGAGCGCAGGGUCAACAUCCUCCAAAUUUGCCUCAGCCAGCGCUGCGGCCUCAUGUUCCUCUGGGAGGUGCUCUUGCGCAAGCGCUGGACCACCGCGGCGGAGAUCAUGCAGGUCAAGCUCGCGUACAGGACCGCGCUGCGGAACACGAGCCUGGACAUCGACAGGAACAAGCCAACGUUUGGGGUGCCAUUCAUCAACAUUAACCAGGGCCACUCCGAGGGCUGGGGCUCGGGCCACGCCCACCUCAUGCGCCCGGACGAGCUCGUCGCCGGGGAGAGCAUCAGACGCGGGCUCGACCUCCACAUCCACCUCAAGUUCAUGGCCCUCUGGGGCUACUGGGACUGGUUCACGGGCGAAAACCUGGUCCCCACGGAGGAGGAGAUUUACAUCUCGGACGAGGAGACGACGCUCGCGCACAUGGACACGAGCCACCACUGGAAGAAGAAGCACGCCAUGAAGAAGCGCUGGCUGACGCUCACCCCCGAGCAGCAGCGCCAGGUCCGCGAAACCGACGAGGACGAGCGCCUCAUGGCCCUGGCCUGGGCGUCGAAGGAGCAGAUGAUCGCCGAGGACAUGGGCGACGGCGAAGCGCGCGCCCCGAAACUCGAACACGAGAUCGAGCGCGGCAUCAUCGUCCACAUGCCCAAGUCGAAGCUCCAGCCGCCAAAAGCGACCGACAGCGUCGCCGCCUGGGCCGAAUACAGCAGCAAGGCACUCAGCGGCGUGCCCCACGAGCCGGCAGGCGACGAAGCGCUGCGUGCGCAGGCCCUGCACCAUCACGGCCCCGAGGCGGACGAGUGGGACUGGCUGGACUGGCUGGAGCAAGACCUCUAUAGCAAGGACGCUCUGCCAGCAGCCGCGACGGCUCAGCAGGCGCAGGAAGACGCCGAGAUGGCCGACGGCGAAGACGAUGGAGACGAAGACGAAAGCGAGGACAACGACGACGAAGCUGGCAGCUCUGAUGACUACGGCUCGUAUUGCACCGACGACAACGGCGAGGCGGGUGACCAAGACAUGGAAGCCGACGAGGAAACGGGGGACAUUGUCGAGGAAGUCCUCGCCCGCGUAAACGGUGGGGAGGACGUGGUCAUGGCCGACGGCGGCGGCACCACGGGUUCGGCGGAGGAGGACCACAUGCUGGAGGACGAGGACGAUAUGAGUGAUUGUUCGGGCGUCAUGCUGCGGAGCGGACAGGAUCUCGAGGGCUUUGUCAAUGGCUUCUUCCAGGGCAAUGACUUGUGA